AGCCACAACGAAGCGUGUGCGGCUCGGCCUCUUGGAGGUUGGAGCUGGUUGCCUUUUGAUUUGUAUGGCCAUCUGGCCUUGCCCCUUGGACAUGUUCCAAGAGCUGGGCUUUCGUUAAUCCCGUGGUCACCAUGAUUUGGUCCCUUCCGUGUCUCCUCUCUCGCUCUAUAUAACAGGCCCACCCCUGCAGCAUCUCUCCUCGCAUCUCAAACAGAUCCUCAGAGAGAAGAGAGAAGCUCCUCGAGAGAGAUACAGAGAAAGAGCUAGCGCAGAGUUGAACGGAGAGCUGAAGUUCAAUUAGUCCCCUGCUUGCUUCUUCCAUGGAGAGAGUUGCAUCAAGCUGCGUCGGCCACCUGGCUCAAAGGAGGGCCUACUCCGUGGCCGCGGCCAUGGCGAAGGGAGCCGGGCGGAGGGCCGACGACGAGAAGAAAGCGGCGGCCAAGCGCGUGAUGGGCAAGAAGGAAGUGAACACCGCAGCUGCGGAGAAGACGGCGUGGGUGCCGGACCCGGUGACCGGGUACUACCGCCCGGCGGGUGGCGCCAAGGAGGUGGACGCGGCGGAGCUGCGCGCCAAGCUGCUCACGCAGGCGGCCAACUGAUGAUGAACCCAAGUCACUUUGACUUUUCGAACCAUGAGUUAUCAGCCGAGGUAGCUUGUCUUGCUUUGAGAUCGGCGCUCGUUGAUCGCCGGGCUCCGUGGCCUAGAGCUAGCGUGAGGGUGCUGUAUCUUUGCAGCAUAGUAGUUUCUUCGGCGACUGCUUCAUCUGAUUUAGGUUUUGAGACAUGCAAGUCUGCGAUCUUCUUGCCUGCUGCCUCGUGACCUACUUGACUGCUAUUCAGUCCAGAAAGAAAGAACGAACUAAGCGUGCAAGGUUCAGUGUUAAUUAUUGUAUUUCAGCUUGUGUUUUCCCUUUACGUUUCAUGGUUAAUUUCAGUUUAGUCCGUUACAGUUAACUUCUGCCAA
Molecule: messenger RNA, 964 nt
Organism: Panicum virgatum (switchgrass)
Lineage: Eukaryota; Viridiplantae; Streptophyta; Magnoliopsida; Poales; Poaceae
Product: protein SENESCENCE-ASSOCIATED GENE 21, mitochondrial-like
Exons: 2
Coding region: 321-599 (92 amino acids)
Biological process (GO): response to stress
Cellular component (GO): mitochondrion
Source: RefSeq, a predicted model, not a curated record